Molecule: messenger RNA, 546 nt
Organism: Gongylonema pulchrum
Lineage: Eukaryota; Metazoa; Nematoda; Chromadorea; Rhabditida; Gongylonematidae
Source: the annotation of a GenBank genome assembly
AUGAUAUGGGCUGAGCUUUAUCAUAGAUACAAAAUCGUCUUAAUUUCCUUGCCAGUGCAGAGACCAUCUUUUCUAGCUACACGCAUCGAGGCAGUGGAGGCACCAAAACAAAGUGGUGAAUCUGCGGUUGCAGUGGAUUUGAUAAGUGUACAUGAGGAGAAAAAUGGAGAAACUGUGGCUUCGUCAUGCGCGAAUGAUCGUCGCUCAAAGUUUUGUGCUCCUGUUCAGUAUGACGAUGUAGCAGAGAUUCUGCCUUCAGAAGGACGUGCCACAACUCCUCCACCACCACCAUCUUUUGGACCAUCCGGCAAUUCCGUAAUUUCAGGGAUAUCGAAUGAUCAGUGGGAGAUUUUGCCGGGCAAAAAUUAUCGUUGGAAGGAUUGGAGAUUGGUGAAGGGCGGCGUAUCGUUCUUCAUCUGGUGUGAUGCUGUGGCGAUGGAGUUCAGGUUAGCUUUCCAUCCCUUUUGUUUUACGCGACGGGUGGAACCCCUCUGGGUUUCCAACACAGAUUCAUAUGUAUUCCGUUUUUGUUUUCAGUCUUACUAG